AUUUUUCUGCCUCGGCUGAGAUGGCUGGGGUGAGACAAAAAAAGAUUUGUUGGCUUUGAAGAUCUUGUGGCAGUUAAUAAACCAACACUAAAAAUUUAAAAGAACCCAAUAAAUUGGUCCUCAUAUUUCUAAAAUCCAUAUCCCCAACCAAAUCCAUUUUCUUCAUUGUUUUUUUACCUAUCCUAAAUCUCAACAUGCAAUUUCUCACUGUAAUGUGAUAAAUCUCUUGAGCCCAUUAGUUCAUAUCUGUCAAUGCCCCAGAAAUGCCAGGAACCAUACAAGUUACAGUGCUGGGAUUCAAAGGUGUUUCAUCUUCAUCAGAGCCUUCCGCAAAAUCCCUAAAAGGCAACCCCAUCACAAAACUUGGUGAGGAUUUAGUUGUUGCCCUUUUGGAUGCUGCAGGAAAUGUAAUAACUCGUGCAGAUAUUCGGACGAUGAAAAUAAUCGAGAAGGGAUUUUGGGAUGAAGUUUUCUCCAUUAAUCGGGGAGGACACGUGCACAUGAAAUUGCAAUUUGUUCUCAGUGAGGAGGAACGCAAUCGAAUUCGUGCUAUGAGAGAAUCUGCUUUGAAGAAGAAACUUGAAAAGAACCCGAACUUCAACCUUAAACAUACUGAAACCAUUUCUGAUGUAUUGAGAACUAAAGUUGACGGCUCUCAAGCUAGUUCGUCUUCAACUUCUCCUUCUUCAUCUGCCACGUCACAAUCGAGUUAUCAAAAGGAAGGUGUAAGCAUACUCGAAAGUGCAGUAAUCCCAGUUAAGGAAUUAUCAAUCGAAGUGAAAUCUCUGAAGAAAACGCCAUCCGUGCCAUCUCAAUUAAACAGAUUAUUAAAACGCGAGGAUAAAAGUCUGAAGAAAGCGCCAUCUGUACCAUUCCGACUCAACAGAUUUACAACCGAACAUUUGACGGAGGCCCCACGAGAGUCGGAUUUAGCUGUAAAGACAGAAUCUUGUAGAGAACAAACUGUAAAGGAACUCGACAAAUUACCGUACGAUUUAGCAAGGCAGACCUCUUCCAGAAAAGCAACGACUUCCGGAAGAACGAUUUCUACGGAGACUGUAAAUUCUUCCGGAAAUUCAGGCGAAGAAGGAAUCGGGCGUGAGAGUAGAAGAAGAGGAACCAGGGCAAAAUCCGAAGGUUCUCUAGAAUGUUCCGAAGAGGGAAGAUAUAGUCCUUGUCUAGGCUUUGGUACGUGGAUAUUUCCAGAUAACACGAGAAGAUUGUGUGUCACAACUGCAGACAACUACAAAAUUAUGUGCUCCCAACAGAAUGAGAUGAAUAGAGCAGAAUGUAAGAGUGGAAAGAAUGAGGACAAAGUUUCCGAGCCGCCAGAUGGCUCAUCCAAUGGCCACAUUGGACAGGUAGUAAAAAUUGCUGUCAUUCUCGGUUUUGGAGUAUUUGUUCUGCUCACCAGACAGAAAGAACCACGACACACAUACCAAACAGCAUAA
This is a messenger RNA of Striga asiatica, 1451 nucleotides long. Lineage: Eukaryota; Viridiplantae; Streptophyta; Magnoliopsida; Lamiales; Orobanchaceae. The record is from the annotation of a GenBank genome assembly.